AUGAAUCUUUUUAAAUUCUUUUCUUUAUGGAUUUUAUUUUAUCCUUCAGUUCUCUCUGCGGUUAUCACAUCUAUUGAUCCGAUUCCUGAAGUGGAAGAAGCACAACAAGCAACUCGACUUUCAAAGGAUGCUUUAUCAAAUCAAGAAGCUCUUAAAGGACUCCAUAACCAAAACCCCUCUAAAGAUGAACAACAAAAUAUAGCCACUGAUUUGAAUGAACUACGAAAUGAUCAACAAGAACCAAAAAGACCUGAAAACUCAGAACACGGAGGUGAAGAUGAAUUCCCAGAAAGACCCAACAAGAGACCUGAUCCUUCAAAUGAAGCACCAGAUGAGAAAUCCAACGCAUUACCAAAAUAUGUGGAAGAAAAAGUGGGCAAGAGAAGUUGGGGUUUAGCUCGAGUUUGGAAAUCUAUGAGACGCGGAUUCAAAAAAUUCUUUAGAUGGUUAAAAACAGAUAUUACAAGUCAUAAAUAUUGGGUUGAAAGAGAACCGAUACCGAUACCAGCCGGGAAUGAUGAUGGAUCAUCAGAAUUACAAGAUUUACGUGUACUAGGAAACGAACUUCAAUCAGAUUACGAAACACGUAAACUAAGAUGGAUCCAUCAUGAUUUACCAAACCAUCAUAAUUCAUUACUUAACAUUGAAUUAUUGUCAAACCCAACUUUCUUAGAAUUGGUCAUUCAAUAUACAAAAGAAUAUAAUCAAGCUAAAAUUCAUCAAGAUCAAGUUAAACGGAUUUGGAAAGAUUUAGUUUACCUUUUUGGAAAUGAAAAUCAUGCUAGAGACGUUUUGAAAAAGAUUGAAGAUUAUUAUAGAAAAGUGUUUCCGAAAUUUGAACGAAAUUUAUUUGGAAUUGAUUUUUAUAGUAAGAUGCAUAAUCCAUUAUUAUUACCUACCACAAAAGAAAGUGAAAGAGUCAAUUGGCAAAAGAUAUUCGAACAAGAAAAGAUCGCAAUUGGUCCAGACGAAAAGACUAUGAAACCAAAAUCAUUAAUCUUAUUAGAAUUAUGUCAAGAGUAUAGAGGAUAUGUAGAUUUAUGGAGAAAAGCCAUGGAUAGUGGUCGUGCGAUUAAGGUUUAUUUGAAUUCUAUUAAAGAACUUACGUAUGAGGAAACAAGAUAUCCAAAUCAAGUGAUUGAAAAGUUUAGAGACUUGUUCCCCAACAGAUUUAAUUUUGCAGAAGGCAUAACAGAUGAUAUAAGAGAAAAACUUCUCGCAGACUUUCCGAACAUGAGCUUUGCUUGA
This is a messenger RNA of Melampsora larici-populina 98AG31, 1248 nucleotides long. RefSeq lists its product as uncharacterized. The record is from RefSeq and is a predicted model, not a curated record. The coding region runs from base 1 to 1248 and encodes 415 amino acids. The transcript is spliced from 4 exons. NCBI's taxonomy places the organism in Eukaryota, Fungi, Basidiomycota, Pucciniomycetes, Pucciniales, Melampsoraceae.